This is a messenger RNA of Diuraphis noxia (Russian wheat aphid), 903 nucleotides long. RefSeq names its product vacuolar protein sorting 2 (gene Vps2). NCBI's taxonomy places the organism in Eukaryota, Metazoa, Arthropoda, Insecta, Hemiptera, Aphididae. The record is from RefSeq and is a predicted model, not a curated record. Gene Ontology annotation, biological process: vacuolar transport.
UCAUUAUUAUAGAUAUUAGAUAUUGUUUUCCUAAUUUUUUUUAUAUUUUAUGUUUUCUCUUUAUCUUUAUUAGUUGUGCUUAAAAAAUAUAUCGUAGGACACAAUUACGUGAGUAGAAUUUGAAGAACUAGUGAGCGGUGACUGUAGACCAAUUUGGAAUCAAACAUCUACAGCAGUAUGCCGUUAGAAUGGUUAUUUGGGCGUCGAAUGUCGCCCGAUGAGAUGUUGAGAAAAAAUCAGCGUGCUCUGAAUAAAGCAAUGCGAGAUUUGGAUCGUGAAAAUAUGAGAAUGGAACAACAAGAAAAGAAAAUCAUUAUGGACAUCAAGAAAAUGGCUAAAGAUGGACAGAUGGAAUCGGUAAAAAUCAUGGCAAGAGAUUUAGUAAGAACAAGGCGUUACCAGAAGAAAUUUAUGGUGAUGAAAGCUAAUAUACAAGCAGUAUCCUUAAAAAUACAAACACUGAAAUCGCAAAAUGCUAUGGGUCAAGCAAUGAAAGGUGUAACUAAAGCAAUGCAAAAUAUGAACAGGCAACUAAAUUUACCGCAAAUUCAAAGGAUCUUACAAGAGUUUGAAAAACAGUCUGAAGUAAUGGAUAUGAAGGAAGAAGUAAUGAAUGAUGCUAUGGAUGAUGCCAUGGAAGACGAAGGAGAUGAAGAAGAAACAGAUCAAAUUGUAACACAAGUAUUAGAUGAGUUAGGUCUUCAGCUCACAGAUCAAUUAUCUGGAUUGCCCUCAGCUUCUGGCUCAAUAAGUGUAGCGACCACUGGUAAAGUACCAAUCGUGGCCCAAGAUGGUGGAGGCGGUGGUAGUGCAGGUGGUGCUGUUACUCCACAACCAAAUGACGCUGAUGCAGACUUGCAAGCUAGGUUAGAUAAUUUAAGGCGCAAGUGAACAAUAUUUUUU